This is a messenger RNA of Ectocarpus siliculosus, 162 nucleotides long. Lineage: Eukaryota; Phaeophyceae; Ectocarpales; Ectocarpaceae. The record is from the annotation of a GenBank genome assembly.
AUGGGGUGCGGCAAGAGGCUGGUUCGGUUGGAGAUGCCAGUAUCGCUUCAACCGACGGAGACACAAGGGAUGGCAGCGUCGCCCGCUCCACCGGCCCCGCCGGUGACCCUAGGGCCACGCCGGCACGGGCGCUGGGCCCAAGGAAAGAGGAUUCCAGCCUGA